AUGUUACAAAAAUUAGUUGGAAAUAAAAAUUCGUGUUUUGUACAUACCCAUGAGGAAGAAACUACUUUAAAUCGGCAAAAAAUAAAUAAUUCUUGUAAAAGAAAAGCAGUAGACAGCGUUGUUGAAAAACCUUCAACAAUUAUCAGACGAGAACUUACACAACAUGAAAAUGAAGGUAAUUUGUUAAUGUCUGAUAUUAAACUUAUUUCCAGAAAUGUACAAAAUGCUAGAGCCAGUUGUUAUCCUAAAAUACCAAAGUCAAGAAAAGAAGUUCAUAAUACUUUGAGAUAA
This is a messenger RNA of Macrosiphum euphorbiae (potato aphid), 291 nucleotides long. The record is from the annotation of a GenBank genome assembly. Lineage: Eukaryota; Metazoa; Arthropoda; Insecta; Hemiptera; Aphididae.